Molecule: messenger RNA, 986 nt
Organism: Erigeron canadensis
Lineage: Eukaryota; Viridiplantae; Streptophyta; Magnoliopsida; Asterales; Asteraceae
Product: stress-response A/B barrel domain-containing protein UP3
Exons: 1
Coding region: 22-819 (265 amino acids)
Source: RefSeq, a predicted model, not a curated record
CGUUUUUGUGAUUUCAGAGUGAUGUCCACAAAAAUGCUGUCUGCACCAGCACGCACACGAUCAUUACUUCCCUCAUUAUCUCUCUCACCUCCCCAACCUAUUUUCCGCCGCCUGAACCAUCUCCUCCACCGUCGCAACAACCACCAUACUCCGAUCAAAAUGUCCGCCAUCGUCGAACACGUGGUCCUGUUCAAAGUGAAACCAGAUGUCGACUCUAGCAAAGUUGCAGCCAUGGUCAACGGACUCAACGGUUUGACCUCACUCGACCUCACCGUCCACCUCUCCGCCGGUCAACUCCUCCGGUCACGGUCAUCGGCGUUGACCUUCACUCAUAUCCUUCACAGCCGUUACAAAUCAAAGGAGGAUCUACGCACGUACGGCGGUCAUCCUGAGCACGUGCGAGUAGUGACGGAGAAUAUUAAACCAAUCAUUGAUGACAUCAUGGCGGUUGAUUGGAUAUCUAACAGUGCUGUAUCGCCUAUCAAGCCUGGAUCUGCAAUGAGAGUUAGUUUUCUGAAAUUGAAAGAGAAUUUGGGGGAAAAUGAGAAAAAUGAGGUUUUGGAUGUGAUUGGUGGAAUUAAAAAUGAGUUUAAAUCAAUUCAAGAAUUAAGUGUGGGUGAGAAUUUUUCACAUGAUAGGGCCAAAGGGUUUACCAUUGCUUCAAUUGCUGUCUUGCCUGCUCCUGCUGACUUGGAAGCUCUCGAUUCGAAUGCGAAUGCCGAGCUGGUUAAUCUGCAAAAACAGAAGGUGAAGGAUCAUAUCGAGGGCGUUGUGGUCGUUGAUUAUGUCGUUCCACCUCCGCAGACUGCUAACCUCUAAACCCCAUUGUCGUCCCUUCCUUUGGUUGAAUAAUAUCCAUCCAUCCAUCCAUCCAUCCAUCCAUAAUCUCUUUCUGUUAUGUUGUAUUGGAUCACAUUUGUUUUGGUUGGUUAUUGCAAUUCUUGAUAUUUCGGAAAUGAAUGUAUUCAAUAUCUUUGCUAUCCAAA